Molecule: messenger RNA, 471 nt
Organism: Paramecium primaurelia
Lineage: Eukaryota; Ciliophora; Oligohymenophorea; Peniculida; Parameciidae
Source: the annotation of a GenBank genome assembly
AUGAAAUUUAUUAAUCGAUGUUUAUUUAAGUUUUCUGCAAAUGUUAUAAGAGACUAAAUCUAUGAAUUUGAUAAGAGUGCAAUUAGUUUAAGUGUUCGAAUUAAUAGCUUAAAAGAUUUCAACGAUUUUCAAAAAUUAAGAGAUUUAAAAAUACAUCGAAUUAUCUAUAAUCUUAAUGAUAAAACAGAACUAAUGGACUUUUUAGCUGAACAUAAUGAUGAAUGUAUUAAGAAAAUAUUUGAUCCAUCCUUUUUUAUAUGUAAGUUUAAGAAUAAAUGAAUAUCUUAGUUCGUGGUGUUAGUGUAAACAUUCCUACAAUUUUAAGAGAUGGUCAUUUUAGAAAAUUAGAAUAGAAAGCAUUAUUAUAGAUUUGCUAACAUCUAUUUAAAUUAAAGACUGAUCAAAAUAAGACUUAAUUUUAAGUGUUUAUGGUAUAAAUGAUUAAUUUAUUUUUAUGCAUUAAAACAUGAU